AUGAUUCCAAAGCUGACUCUCGCUGUCCUGCUGUCUCACUGUCCUGCUGUCUCACUGUCCUGCUGUCCCACUGUCCUGCUGUCCCACUGUCUCACUGUCCUGCUGUCUCACUGUCCCGCUGUCUCACUGUCCCGCUGUCUCACUGUCCUGCUGUCUCACUGUCCUGCUGUCUCACUGUCCCACUGUCCCCCCUGUCUCACUGUCCUGCUGUCUCACUGUCCCGCUGUCUCACUGUCCCGCUGUCUCACUGUCCUGCUGUCUCACUGUCCUGCUGUCUCACUGUCCCGCUGUCUCACUGUCCUGCUGUCUCACUGUCCCGCUGUCUCACUGUCCUGCUGUCUCACUGUCCCACUGUCUCACUGUCCUGCUGUCUCACUGUCCUGCUGUCUCACUGUCCUGCUGUCUCACUGUCCCACUGUCUCACUGUCCCACUGUCUCACUGUCCUGCUGUCUCACUGUCCCACUGUCUCACUGUCCUGCUGUCUCACUGUCCUGCUGUCUCACUGUCCUGCUGUCCCACUGUCUCGCUGUCUCACUGUCCUGCUGUCUCACUGUCCUGCUGUCUCACUGUCCUGCUGUCUCACUGUUCCACUGUCCUGCUGUCUCACUGUCUUGCUGUCCCACUGUCUCACUGUCCUGCUGUCUCACUGUCCCGCUGUCUCACUGUCCUGCUGUCUCACUGUCUCAAUGUCCCACUGUCCCACUGUCUCAAUGUCUCAAUGUCUUACUGUCCUGCUGUCUCACUGUCCUGCUGUCUCACUGUCUUGCUGUCUCACUGUCCUGCUGUCUCACUGUCCUGCUGUCUCACUGUCCCACUGUCUCACUGUCCCACUGUCUCACUGUCUUGCUGUCCCACUGUCUCGCUGUCUCACUGUCCCGCUGUCUCACUGUCCUGCUGUCUCACUGUGCUGCUGUCUCACUGUCCUGCUGUCUCACUGUCUCACUGUCCUGCUGUCUCACGGUCUCACUGUCCUGCUGUCUUACUGUCCCACUGUCUCGCUGUCCUGCUGUCUCACUGUCCUGCUGUCUCACUGUCCUGCUGUCUCACUGUCCCGCUGCCUCACUGUCCUGCUGUCUCACUGUGCCACUGUCUCACUGUCCCGCUGUCUCACUGUCCUGCUGUCUCACUGUCCCAAUGUCUCACUGUCUCAAUGUCUCACUGUCCCACUGUCUCACUGUCCCGCUGUCUUACUGUCCUGCUGUCCAACUGUCUCGCUGUCUUAA
Knipowitschia caucasica is the source of this 1224-nucleotide messenger RNA. The record is from the annotation of a GenBank genome assembly. NCBI's taxonomy places the organism in Eukaryota, Metazoa, Chordata, Actinopteri, Gobiiformes, Gobiidae.